Messenger RNA from Misgurnus anguillicaudatus (oriental weatherfish), 3020 nucleotides. Its product is annotated as N-acetyllactosaminide beta-1,3-N-acetylglucosaminyltransferase 2. Gene Ontology annotation, molecular function: UDP-glycosyltransferase activity; hexosyltransferase activity. The record is from RefSeq and is a predicted model, not a curated record. Gene Ontology annotation, biological process: poly-N-acetyllactosamine biosynthetic process; protein O-linked glycosylation. NCBI's taxonomy places the organism in Eukaryota, Metazoa, Chordata, Actinopteri, Cypriniformes, Cobitidae. Gene Ontology annotation, cellular component: Golgi membrane.
CCAACCAUAGAAAUAUUUUGCAUUUUUUGUGUGUUGAAAAGUUUAUAAUAAGCUACCCAAUGGCAGGUUGCCAUCCUUACAAAUCUGUAACAACAUGUGCCAUGAAUUGUAUCUCUUCCUGCGAUAGCGCUGUUUGAUGUUUAACUGCUUUAUUUGGUAGCCAGGACUUAAAGGUAAGUUCUUAAACUGAAAAAAGUCCCGGUUUCACUGCAUUACGGAUAUGAUGAAUGUGAAUUGAGGAAAGUGGGUGUGGCCUUACACAAACACACACCUGUUUAAGCUUCACCUGUGUGCACGUGAUCACUUCACACAGUCACAGGUAUUUCAACAGAGAGGAUUUUAUUUUUUUAUUUUUUUUUAACUUUGUAUUUUAGCUUCUGCAUACUUCAUACGUAUUAUGAUAAGGUGAAUGGCGACAUUCAGGAAACUUAUGAGAAAAGUGUGUAUGGCUUUAAACUUUUGCCGAUAUCGUCGACGAAUCCUGCUCAUCUGCUCACCAUGUUUUGUGCUGAUCACAGUGUACAUCUACGUCUCGAUAGCUUUGACCUAUGCCAUGACACACGGGACAUCCGCCGUUCGUCCCAUGCUACCCACGCGCUUUAUUGCCUCUGGCCUCAGAUUCACUGAAGAUCUGUCUCCUCAUCCUAAAGAGCACUUUUGGAGAACCGAACUAGAUAACGGAGCGCUGUGGAACUUUAUCCAGCAUAUUACAGACCGCCGAUACAACCCAAUCCUGAGGAAACCGCUGGAUAGUGCAGAAGGCCUCAGCGACAGAUCCACUGGGAGACAAAGUGGUGGAUCAUGUAAUCCAGAUUAUCAGGUUAGGGAUGCAAUGCCAGAUUACGACAUGUUAACAACUCAGAUGAAAGAUUUUGUUGUGUCCAUGCACUGUCGAGACUAUCCGCUGAUUCUCGAGCCGUUGGACGUAUGUGACGACGGACCACUGGCAAAGACUCGGGCUCCGCUGUUGUUCCUUGCCAUCAAAUCUCAAAGUGGGAACUUUAAAAACAGGGAAGCGAUUAGAAAAACUUGGGGACGAUCGGGAAAUGUGAUGGGUAGGGAAAGUAAAGGAGGCCUUGUCCGUAGGAUAUUCCUUUUGGGGAUGUCCAAAGACUUGCUUGUUGAAGAUAAAUUAACAUUUGAGAGUAAAAUGCAUGGUGACAUCAUACAGUGGGAUUUUGCAGACACCUUCUUUAACCUCACGCUGAAGGAUGUGUUAUUUUGGGACUGGUUCUCAAGGCGUUGCCCACACGCCCGUUUCAUCUUUAAGGGUGAUGACGAUGUGUUUGUUAGGACGCCUGCCAUCCUGGACUAUCUGCUGGCUGAGGAGAAGAACGAAAUUAACUUUACUAACUUAACUACAAAACAACUAUCAUUGGCGUCUAUGCAAACCAAAAUGGAGCAGUUUAUUGUUGGUGAUGUAAUAAACAACGCAGCGCCUUUACGCUCGAACCAAACAAAGUACUUCGUCCCAGAUAGCUUCUACAAAGGGUUAUACCCUUCAUAUCCUGGUGGAGGAGGGGUGGUGUAUUCUGGAUCUCUGGCCCUUAAACUCUCUCGGGUGUCACAGAGAGUUCAUCUCUUUCCUAUUGAUGAUGUCUAUGUGGGCAUGUGCCUGCAGAGAAUAGGGGUCUCACCUAUCCACCACCCGGCCUUUCUCACAUUUGACUUCCCUAUAGAUGAACCUAAGGAUCCCUGUGCAAACCACACCGUGCUCCUGGUCCACAAGCGUAGCCCGACGGACGUUUUUCGGCUUUGGUCGGAAACAUUGACGCCUAGUCCCGAAUGCAGAAAUGCAACGCUGAGAGUCAAACGUAGAGAUGCUUAAGCGGACUGAAGCCACAUCUCAGUUUUUUGUUAUGCUAAAACGUGUUCUCAUCUAGCAGGUUUAGACAACCAGUAUUUAAUGACUGUAUGUUAAAUCAUUGAGAAAGCCAGUCUCUUGUAGCCUGUUUGGUGUGUUUUUUCGUGUUUAAUAAGAAUUAGGCAAUUUACCCAACUGAAACCUGCUUUCCGGCUAUUGCACAUUCCAUGUACUUUUGUAUGAAUUUAAAUGGAGGCUGAUUGCUUUGUAAUUAAAAAAUUUUGUAACCUCUAUUUCACUGCAACGCAAAGUUGUAGUUUCAGUAUUAGAUGCAAUAUUACUCAAGUCAUCUGUAAAGAGUAACACAUUCAGAUUAGAAAUGUUAGGUUGUUUUUAAUCCAGUGUUGGGUCUCUGCAGAUUUAUCUCACAGAAAGUCGUGUUAUAUCAUGAAAAAUUUGAUUAAUUUAUUUGUGUCCAUGGCACGAAAUUCAGCUUUUUUCGUGCAUUGAGCACAAAUGUCUUUUUCAUGUCAAUAGCAUGAAUUUCUAUAGUUUUUCAUAACAUGUCCGUGGCACGACUUUUUUUCGUGUCAUUUUAUGUAUUGUUUUCUCGUUUUUUUACCCUAUUUUUAAAUCUUUGUUGCUUAGGAUGGGCUUAGAUUUGGGUUAGGAUGUACUUUUAUGUGUUGGUUUCUACAUGUUUUUCUUCCGCUUUUAAAACUAUUCUCGCCUGGGUUUGGUUGAGGAUGUUUAAAAAUUUAACAGAAAGUGAUUCUAACCCCAACCCCAAGCGACAAUGGUAAGAAAAUAGGAAAAAACGAUGAACAAAACAAUACAUAUGAAAUGAAAAAGAAAGUCGUGCAACGUACAUGAAAAACUAGUUAUAAUUUAAAAAGAUAUUAAAAAUUUGUGUUCAAGGCAUAAACAAAUACAUUUAAAUGAAUCAACAUGACUUUCAAUGAGAUCAGUCUGGAUCAAAAAGAGACAAACCCAACCCAUUGGGUGUUAAUUUAACUUAUGCUGGGUUGUUUUAACCCAUUGUUGGGUCAAACAUAUUUUAACCCAAUGGCUGGGUUUGUCCCUUUUCGACCCAAUGCUGGGCUGACAAUGUCAGCAUUUUUUAGAGAACAAGUUAACAUUAGUUCUGGUUAAAGAUUUUAAUAAAUAUGACCAUAAUAUUUAAUGAUUUAAAAUAAAGUUGUAUCUGCACUGUAAA